AUCAUUUUAGUAUUUAACGUUAUUGAUUAUAUUUCUACUACUAAGUUAAAUGUUGUCUGAAAUACUUGACAUUCUUUAGUUUUUGCUUUCCGUUUUAUUGCGGUAAAUUUAUAAUUUAAGUUUAACAGUAGUCCUAAUUAGAAUAUCAACUAAAUAUUUUUAAUUUUGUUUAGUCUCAUAUUAUCAGUAUUCAAAUUGGACUACUGAUGUACAUGAAUCAAUUGUCUACUGCUGUAAAAUUAACUAAUUUGACUUUCUGAAGAGCUGUUUAGAAGAGAAGAAUGCAGUGAGGAUGUCGAACAAUAAAAUAUCAUUGUACAAGUUCAAACCUUUUCAUUUCACAGUAUUAAAAAAAAACCAUGAUCCAUUGCUUCGACCGUUAGCAAGAAGCGGACAUCGUGUAGUGUGCAACGAUGCUUAUUUAUUUUCCUAUGGCGGGUUUAAUCCGGCAACAAGUGUAAGGAAUUAUUUACAGGAUGCUACCGGUACAAGAUUGUCAUCAGCCAUGCGAGAACUUUGGAAGUAUUGUUUUGAUUUAGGCGAAUGGAAAAGAAUAUCCUGCAAAAACGUACCUCAAGAAUUGGCAUCUAGUUCUGUUACAUUAUCUGGAAAUAUUAUUAUUAUAUAUGGUGGUACGGGAGUUCCUUUUGGAGCAUUCUGCAGUAACCGAAUGUACCUAGGAAAUUUGGCUAAUGAAUUUAAGGAAAUUGGGAUGGAAUUUGAAGAAUUGCAAGUAUCUGGUGAAGUUCCUAUGCCACUUUAUGGACAAGGUGUUGUAAUGGAUAGCAAGUAUAUUUAUUCAAUUGGCGGCACAUCAGGCUACGAGUAUGAAAUGGAUGUUCACCGUCUUGAUCUUAGUACUAAAAAGUGGGAAUUACUACAUAAAUCGCGAGGAUUGGUUCAUGAACCAGAACCCAGAUAUCGACAUGAAGUGGUAUUUUACAAAGGACGAAUUUAUAUAUUCGGAGGCGGACGUGGAGGUUCAUUAAACAUCUACUAUGGAUUUUCGAAAAUUCAUGUUUUUGAUGUAACUACCAAGGAAUGGGAAUUCCUCCCUGCGAAACAUGACCAUAGAGUGCCUCGACCAGGAUAUCCAGAUAACCGAAGCUGCCAUAGUUGUGUUCAGUGUCCAGACAAAAAAAAUUUAGUUUAUAUAUGUGGUGGUUUUGAUGGUUUCCGUUCAUUCAGAGAUGUCUGGCGGUUUAAUUUAGAUACUCUCCAAUGGGAAAAAUUAACCAGGUGUACAAUGCCUAAACCCGUGUAUUUUCAUUCUACUGCAGUUACGCCUUCUGGUCGUAUGUGCUGUUAUGGAGGUAUAGUGUCCGACCAAGCAGAUGGCAGUGGUGGCCGUUCAAAUGACAUCACUAGUGCCUGGAUUACUAUACCCAAGUUAAGAGUGAUUUGUUGGGAGGCGAUGAUAUUCUAUUUUAAAGAGCAAAUGUUCGAAACCAGUGAUCACGAUUUAAAACAGAUUGGUCUACCACAAGAAUUUUAUGAAAGGAUAAUUGACGGAAGGAGAAAUCAUAGUCUAGCGACCACAUGAGACAUUUUUUUUUUUAUAUAACAAACAAAUGUAAUGUUUUAAUUACUAUUAAAUUCUAAAAAAAAAAAAUUAAUUGGUUUUUAAUUAAAUUAAUAAGAGGGACAAAUAUUUCUGCUGACAUUGCUGCCAAUGUUUUUGUAUAAAUUUUUGAAUUUGUUAAUAUAUUUAAGUGAUAUAAUUUAAAAGUAAUAAAAUGACUAAUUGUUAUUUUGUUAAAAAAUAAUACAAAUAUACAUUUUCAUUAGCAUAA
Molecule: messenger RNA, 1793 nt
Organism: Adelges cooleyi (spruce gall adelgid)
Lineage: Eukaryota; Metazoa; Arthropoda; Insecta; Hemiptera; Adelgidae
Product: kelch domain-containing protein 10-like
Exons: 5
Coding region: 293-1543 (416 amino acids)
Biological process (GO): positive regulation of stress-activated MAPK cascade
Molecular function (GO): protein binding
Source: RefSeq, a predicted model, not a curated record